CCCUAUCACGGGUGCGGGCAUCAUGGAGUGACCGAGUGAGUCAUGGUGAGCAGGGCACCUCACCCCCGCUCCGCUGCCAUCAUUGCAGAGCGGCGUGCGAGCGUUUCGAAAAGAUGGAGGCAUGGCCAGAGAACAUUGACGGCAGCGUCUGGGCGAGCGCAAAAGCAACGCCAGCAAACGCGCAAGCGUCGUGCAGACGCAUCGAAUUUUGUUCACCAAGCCCCUCCCUCCCUCUCUGGGCGCCUCCAGCCGCGCACCACCACGCAGUGCACAUGAAAGCACUCACACACACACACACACACACACACACACAGAGCUCAACCACAUGCACACGCACACUCCACACACACACACACACACACACACACACACACACACACGGAUCCGCGAAACGGGAUCCAAAAGGACGGCUGGAUCAGCCAAAUGCAAAUGCCUCCAAGACCACCGCCGGUUAUAAAGGAAGUCCACGCGGGGAUACAGGAGGCCAGGAGGGGUCGCCCCCUCCGCGCUGCCACUUGCCCAAACGGCAGCGCGCACACACACACACACACUCUCUCUCUCUCUCUCUCUCUCUCUCUCUCUCUCUCUCUCUCUCUCUCUCUCUCUCUCUCUCUCUCUCUCUCUCUCUCUCUCUCUCUCUCUCUCUCUCUCUCUCUCUCUCUCUCUCUCUCUCUCUCUCUCUCUCUUUUUUUUCUGAGUUUGCUGCUUACCGUGGUAAAGUGUGAUAAAUACAUUACGCUGGGCUACCAUCCGCUGGAGGACAAGUACUUGACGCCUCACCUCACCAACCCAGCCAAUUUCCGCCAGCUGCGCAAGGCUGGCCUUGUCACCAAAGAUGGCCGGGUGCGCUCGGAGCGAGAGGUGGCAGCUUACUGGCGCCAACGCGACCGGCGCGAACGUGAAACCCAAGCCCUCACCACCCAAAUGAUGAGCUCGGCGGCCAUGGAGCGAAAACGUCUGCACGCCCAAUUGCAACGCGAAAAAAAAACCCGUUUGCGAGCAGCGCGUCAUCGUGAGAUUCAGCAGCUGCACAUGCGGAAUCACAGCGCCCACACCAUAUGCACCGCCCAGCCCGUCUACACCAGCGUCCCGCUAGAAACCGCUACGAUGGUUUUUGAAUAUAGUGGCCAAUUUGCUGUGGCCCAUGACACAACCAUUGCAGGAUAUCCCUCACUCCGCGUCGAGCAACAGGUUGGCAAAGGCGGCGCCACCAAGGUCCUCGAGGUAGCCUCCUUACCGCCGGGCUCUGUCUUUGAAGUUCACUCCUUACGUCGUGGUGAUGAGCCUUUGGGGCUGACCUUUUACCUCGACAACAAGUCCUUUGGUCGCAUCGCUGCCUGCUGUGAAUAUCGUCACGAGAGUGGUAAAUACAUUGGCGUUCGUGGCAUGGGUUUCCGAUUGCUUGAGAUUCGUGGUGGCGUGCCCUGCAUCAAAUGCCGUCUGCGACAUCAUCUGGAUCAUGAAGAUGCCCAAGUGCGGAGAGUCCUAGCGAAACGCCAGGUCUCCGCAGCUGAUUCUCGCGCUCAACAAGCGCGCUUUGCUGCAUUACAAGCCGAGUUGGAUGAUAUGACAGCUCAUGGCGAUGCAGAGGAUGUGCUCUUUGAGGACGAUGAUGAAGAUGCAGAUGGAGAAGUGGCCGGACCACGCGCUCUCGGCACGGCAGCACAAACUAUUGAGCAGAAACCGGUGAUGCAAGCCGAUGCCGCGGCAGCAACCAGCCCCGAUCACGGUCGUCAGAAUCAGACAGCAAUCCCCGACCAAGAUGAUGGCGAUGAUAUUGUACUGCCUGUGACCGCAAAUCACUCAGAGUCACCCAUCUCUCGCCCUUUGGACAACCCUCAAACUGGACCAGAACCCGCUGACACGACUGGACAUGACCUAGAAGCUGCCGUGGCGCCACAGGCAGCACUUACAGACCCCGCUGCCCCCGAUGACUAUGAGGACGAUUUUGAAGACGAGGCGACCGACACCAAUGUCCCCACGUCCGACUCUGGUGAAACUGUGAAUGCUGCGAGUCACGAAGAUCAUCCAUCCGACAACCAAGCCGCUCAGCUCAGCCUUGAUGAAGAAGUGGCUGUGCAAGACCAAAAAGGUUCCGAAGCAGACACAAUCUCGGCUGAUGCUUCAACAAGCCAUGCUUCUGCAAGUGAAGAAGGUGGUACUGCCGUUGCUGCUGCAAACAAGGAUGCUCCCGAAGAUCUUGUAACGACCCCAAAAAGCUACGCGCAGGCGAUUACGUCCGUGAAGGACCCGGCAGACAAGCCGAUGCCACCAACAGCAGGGGACGACCAACGCCGCGCAAGCAUUCAUGCUUUGCAUCAAAACCAUCUGCAUGCGUCAGUUGCACUAGGCUGCCUCAACCUUGCGCGUGCCGUCUGGGAAACAGCCAACCACUCGCCGGUGGAAGGCUUGGACGUGUAUCUAGCUCGCAUUGAGCCAAGGAGCCAGCCACAACAGGCUUUAAGCACCUUGCAGCGGUGCCUCGGUUUGACGGCUGAAGAACUUUACCUCCCCAACGUUGAGCUGCACGAUGCACUCCGUGCCGUGGCCCAUGCCAGUGUUCACCUUGAGCUGGUGGGUGCCUGGCGCAUGGAUGCAGGGGCCAUCUCGGCUUUGGGGCAUGUCCAGCGCCUGCGCCCACCGACCCCGGAAGCCGGUCCAUCCACAGCUGCACAGGAGGCAUUAGCCCUUGUCCGCGCUUUUUUGCAGACAUGCAUCCUGGCCCGAGAGGCGUUGGCAGAUACUGUCAACCAUAGCGAAGACCAUUUGAAUGAGGAAGCACAUCGCGCUGCUUUGGAUCUUCUGGCCACGUCCGACCCUGCUGCAGGUGAAAGCCAUCGCCACGCCGACACCGAUGGCUGGCUGGCUUCCGAUCUUGCUGUUAUGGCCCUUGACAUGCACUCGGCGUGCUUGCAAAUUGCCAGCAUGCUCUCUCUUCAAACCGAGGUGUCACUCGCACGCAUGGAUGCUGUUGUCCCUGAUUACAGCAGCACCAUAUCUCUCAAAGAAGGCUUGGUCAGCGCGACGCCUACCACGCGUGGGCCGGGUGUUGUACAGCAAAACGAUGUGGCUCGGACCUCGUCACUCGCCGCCACCGUCUUCUCACUUGCGGAAGAUGAUGUGGCGAGCCGCACCCUGGGAGCUUUGCGCCGAGAGGACAUUCUGGCCCAGCAUCAACAGGCAGAAACCAUCGACAAAAUGGCUCGCGCCAAGGCAUAUCUUGCGGCGCUGGAGGCGCGUGUGAAGCAAGAGCGCUUGGAUGACACUGAGGAAGCGGUGACUAGCGAACGAAUUGGUCGCCGACCACGACCACCGCGUGACGAGCAGCGUGCAUCACGGCGCCGCCUCAACAUUCGUGCAAGCCGCAACCGCUCAGCACCGAGGCGUCCUUCGGAACCUUCCGAGGCCGAGGUGGCAAUGCAAGCAAAACUAGCUGCUGAAGAAGCCGAGCUUCGUGAGCUGGCCGAAAUGCGCGCCGCUUUACAGGAUGUUUUGCGUCGCACCAGCAUUCACGAUCUGGAGGAGAGUACCAAUGAGCCAUCUGCGGCUCGAGAUGAAGGGUCCGUAGCCUCACUUAAUGGUGAUGCUCGGUCAAAAGAUACUAAACCCGAGUCCAUGGACGCUGAAGCAGAGGGCACUCAACCAGAGGCCGCAGAACCAGAGGCCGCAGAACCAGAGGUCGCUCAAACAGAGGUUGCAGAACCAGAGGACGCUCAACCAGAGGACGCUCAACCAGAGGUCGCAGAACCAGAGGACGCUCAACCAGAGGCCGCAGAACCAGAGGACGCUCAACCAGAGGCCGCAGAACCAGAGGCCGCAGAACCAGAGGACGCAGAACCAGUGGCCGCAGAACUAGAGGACGCAGAACCAGAGGUCGUAGAACAAGAGGCCGCAGAACCAGAGGCCGCAGAACCAGAGGCCGCAGAACCAGAGGCCGCAGAACCAGAGGACGCUCAACCAGAGGACGCUCAACCAGAGGACGCUCAACCAGAGGCCGCAGAACCAGAGGCCGCAGAACCAGAGGACGCUCAACCAGAGGACGCUCAACCAGAGGCCGCAGAACCAGAGGCCGCAGAACCAGAGGACGCUCAAUUAGAUGAUGCUCAAUUAGAUGAUGCUCAAACAGAGGCCGUUGGACCAGAGGCCGCAGAAGCAGAGGAUGCUCAAACAGAGGCCGUUGAACCAGAGGUCUCCCAAUCGACUCUUGACGAUCCUACAACGGAUUCAGAAGCAGUUGUCACAGAGCAAUCUCCGGCUCAAGACGCCAUCGCCGCCUCGAAUGAUGUGCCAAAGGCUGCCCUCGACGCAUCAAACGACGACGAUGCCGAGUCGGACAUUUCUGAACCGGCUAUUUUGCAUGACGAGGCGGAGCCAGCAAUGAUGGAUGCUGAAUCUGCCCCUUUGGAUCUUGCAAAAGAACGAGCUGCGGCAGAGGCCACGGAUCUUGUACACAAGACUCCCGAAACCAACGCAGCAGAAGAGGCAGCUGAAGAAGAUGCCCCAGACAAUGCGAGUGACAUUACGGACCCUGGUGCACCCGAGGAUUUGCACGCAGGAGCUACUGAAGAACCCGCGAAUGAAGGGGAGCCAAGCAAUGCACCAGACGAUGCUAGCGAAGCCAGUGAUAUCUCAAAUCCUGAUGAGCUCGAGGAUCCUCCUGCACCAUCUCAGCAGUCUGAUGCACCAGAUAUGGAUCAACCAGACGCAAUAGUGGACGCAAAACGCGGGGGUGCAAAUGACACAGAAGGUGUACAUGGUUCCAAACGCACCGAGGACAUUGUAGAUCGCAAGGAGGAGGAGGAUGACCAGGCCAGCGACAUUUCAGAGCCGGACGAUGCAGCCAUCUUACAAGGCGAAAGCGAAACGACGGAGGCAGUUGCGACAGGCGCACAAGCUGCUGUACGUCGCGAAUCCAAAGAAGAUGAUGGGGCCAGCGGAGCGCAUCACGAACACAAUGUGGAUGAUACCGACGAGAAUGGUCAACACGAAGCGAAAAGUAAUUUGCCCGUUACGCCGACACCGAUGACAAUGUCAAGCUUAGCUGGCCCCGUCAGCAAGGAUGAUGAAGAUGCUGCAGCGAGUCAGGUUUCUCAACCAGCCAUCGAGGCUGAGAUGGAUGAUGACAUUUCAGAGCCAGAGGACGGCGAUUUAGACACAUUUGCGGAUGUUCUCGUCGCAAACGCCCUGGCAGCUGUCACUUCGCCUGCGAAUGAGGCUGAGCAAAACAUGUUGGCUGAGAUGCCGCCGCAUGCUGAUGCUCAGCACGAAGCUCGCAAAGCUCACGACGAGACCGAAAAUGAGCCUCAAGGGGAGACUUUGGCAUCGGCGCCCUCAACUGCUGAGGUUGAAUCCGUGGGGUCUCGGACCGACGAUGGCGUGGUUACCGAGGCUAUGACAAGGACGGGCGUGGCUCAGGAUGUUAAGGACCCUACGGCUGAUGAGAAUGAAUCAUCUCCGCUACCCGAGGAUGCCGCUCAAGCUGAGAUUGAGGCGCCCGCUGCCUCGGAAGACAAGGUGGAGGAACACAGUCACGAGUCCACGAGUGAUGACGCCAAGCCCGAGCACGAAGGCCAAGACGGCCCGGAGGCUUCAAACGCACUGGAUGAUGCCACCGCCUCAGUUGGAAACGACAAAGAGGAUUCAUCCGACACGUUGUCCGUGACAAAAGACGCUGCAGUGGCAGCUGAGCUUAGCCAUGCAACAGAGGCCACCUCGGCUGGGACUUUGAUGCAUGAGGCGGAUUCGUCGAAGCAAGGGGCCGACAACCGAUUGGAAGAAACAGAGUCCGUGGAUGAAGAGGGGAGUGUGUUUGCCGCGCCCACCGAAGUGCCACCGCCACGGGGUCGCGGCAAGGCAACGGGGCGCAGCCGCUCCAUUGACCUCGUUAGCCUGGGCAAUGCUCCUUCUUUGGGCGCUCCCAAGCGGCGAGCGUCUUCACCAGAGCCCACGGCAUUCAAGGCGGAUGGAACACCUGUUCGAUCGUCCCUGCGUAAACGCGAUCGGCCGAUUAUGCAGCGCCGGGCCGUGUCUUUUAGCGACGAUGUUGCCGUCAAGACGUUUGUGCCCGACGCCAAUGAGCAUAAAGGAGUACAACUGAUGCCCAUGCUGGAUGGCAUGCCCGUGGCUGUGGGCCGUGCUUCGUUUGAUGCACCAACCCAGUCUGGAAAUGCUCACUCGCCAGCAGCUUUGACCGGGGUGCGAGUUGGCCCCAUGUCUGCGAGCAAUCAUGGCACAACAGCCUCUCUGAGCAAUCCGUACGAGGACGAGGACGCCGCCUCUUCAGCCUUUGAUGACCUGCUGGACAGCUUGAGAGACGACGUUUGCAUCCUCUCUGCCAAACAAAAGCUCUUUCUGUCUAAGAGAGAAAAAGAACAAAAAAUUUCUCUCUUUGCUGCUUAUACCUCUCUAAAUCUCUCUCUCUCUCAAAUCUCUCGCUUUCUCGCUUUCUUUUUCUCUCUCUCAUGCUGUGGGAUUGCGCAUGCGGUUUCUCUUGCAACGGGGUUUUCCGCUCACUCGUCGCUUUUUUUUUCUCUCUCUCUCUCUCGCUCUUUCAAGCUUCAGACGUCUUCAUUUUUUUUUUUACUUUUGCCGUUGAACCAGUGUCGGUGUCAUGGAUAUCUCCGGCUUUGUCUCGCGGGCUUUUACGCCCAAGCCUUCGCCCAAGCGACGCGCAGUGGACUUGGACAACUCGGCUGCCCAAGUGUCCACGCGUGAGCUUGAGCGUCAACGCCUUGAGGACCUUAACCAUGCCCUCUCACGCUACAUCUCUCGAGUGCGCGCACUCGAGACUCAGGUCGUGACCUUGGAGACCCACAUUGAGUCGUUUGCUUCCGUCAAGGCACCCAAGAACGACGAGGUUCUCGAGACCCUGCGCGCUCAGCUGGAGCAAGCCAAGGCAGAGCUUGACGAUGCCUCGCAGCGCUAUGCCGAUCUGCAGCUGGAGCACAGCAACCUGCAGGAGGACUUUAAGCGUGCAGAAGGGGAUAUCCAGGGUUUGACCAGCCUCAAGGAGCGUCUGCAAGGCCGCAUCGAGUCGCUGCAGGCCAUGGUCAACCGCCUUGAGGGCCAAUUGGCCUCGGCACAAUCCAGCCUACAAGAGGAGAAGGAGGAUGGCGACCUUGCCCGCCAGCAGCUCAAGGAUCUCAAGGCCGACUUGGUGAAACACCGAGGACGUGCCGACUCGGAAGCCAAGGCGCGCGUCGCCCUUGAGAAUGAAAUCUCGGGCCUCCAGGAAUCUUUCCGCCUCAAAGAGCUGGAACAUCAGAGCGAGACUGAUGCCCUUCAGCAACAGCUCCAGGUUGCCCUCAGCCAAGUCGUCGUCUCGGUCAAGACAACCGGCAACCAGUAUGAAGAAGAAAUGUCUCGCCUUUUGCGCGUGGCCAAGUCAAGCUAUGCCGAGGCCGCUGAUGCCUUCCGCGAGAAGCUCAAAAAGUACUACCAGAUGAACCCCACGCCAAGUGCUGCCCCGAGCAUGAUGCAGGACCCUGAACUCAAGCGGCUGCAGGCUGAGAAUGAAGCCCUGCGUAACCGCGUCGCCGCCCGUGAUCAAGACGUGGCGGACCUGAAGAAUGAAGCCCGCCACGCCGAGGAUAAGAUUGAUCGCCUCACCCACGAUCUGGCCUCGACCAAGGCCGAGAAUAAGGCCCACCUGGCCAACAAGGACAUGGAGAUUAAGAACCUGCAACAACGCAUCUCGGGUCUUGAGGACCAAUACCGCGUCCUGCUCGACCGCAAUCUGUCUCUGGACGCCGAGAUUGAUCAAUAUCGUGGCCUGCUGGGUGAGGAGUACAAGCGCCUCAACAUGCAUGAUCAAUCGCUCGACGCGAUGGACCAGCUGGUGGGCUCCCCGCUGAGCGCGCAGCGGGAUGAGCAAGCCGGGGAGCAGGACCUUGACAUGAGCGUUGAACUGCGCCACAUGACUGAGGAAGUUGAGGAGGCGUGGACGCAGCGCAUGAGUUCCAACGGCCAGAUCCAGAUCCAGUCAGUGGACUUGGAUCGCGGCUUUGAUCUGCACCUGCAGAACAUUGGACAGGAGCCCAUCAACUUUGAUGACUGCGUCUUGACGGUGGACAACGGCCGCGUGUCCGAGACGCUUGUGAUGCCCCAUGGCCACGUGGUGGCUGUGGGCCAGGUUGUUCGUGUGGUCUCCGGUUUGGGCGAGCAGAGCCACCGGCCAGGCGAUAUUGCGUGGACUUCGUUCCGUGACUUUGAGUUUGACAACACCAUCAACGUGCAACUGGAGCGUGGCAGUCAAGUCAUUUGCCGUGCCGAGUACACGUGUGAGGAUUCGACCGGUGCCACCCGUUGCUGCAUGAUUUCAGGUUUCAAGCAACAAGUGGGUGUGUGUUUGGAGGAGCAGCGGCAGAGGGAAGAUGGCGGCGACAAUGGACCUGAGGGCUUGACUUGCAGCGUCGCGACGAGCAAUAGCAGUGGCGCCGGCUAUCAUGCGCGCGCGCUUGUCGAUCGUGAUAUGUACAACAAGACCGGCUGGGGUCUGCUCAAGGUUGAGACGGGACCCGGUGUGUCAGACGUGCUGGCUGCCUACGCCGCGGGCUAUGCCGAAGCCGUGGCCACCACCGAUAUGAUCCAUUACGCCAUUCAGAACCUGGUCCAUGAGGAAACGGACGCCGUGAUGAGCUUUGUGCAGGACAACUGGUAUGCCACGCGUCAUGGCGUCGCCACCAACUCGUCCCAAUAUUGGCAGCAGGUGGGCCUGGUUUUGUCCCAAUUUGAUGGCAUGUUCAAUGGCUACAACGCCCAUCGCGGAGACUUUCCAGCGGUGUCCAUGUGGGACUUUUUGAAGCUGCAAAUGCUCGAGGAUUUGCCGGACGUGCGCCUGAAAAUGAAUCCCAGCACGCGCCCCAAUCUCUCGCGCAUGAGUGCCCAAGAGCUGGACGACUAUGUGGCAGCGCACACGCAUUGCUCCGCCAUUGUCAAGGUGCCGGAUGACCUCUCCGAUAUUUACGUGAGCCACACCACGUGGUGCAGCUAUUCGCAGAUGCUGCGUCUGUACAAGACGUACAACUUUUCCUUCUCCUUGACCAGCAACAAGGCCGAGGUCGUGAUGUUUUCCGCCUAUCCCGGCCUCAUUGUGGGCAUUGACGAUUUUUACACCACCAACAACGGCCUGGCCAUUUUGGAGACGACCAAUGUCGUCUUCAACAACUCGCUAUUUGAUGCCAUUACCACAGAUACGGUGAUGUACUGGAUUCGCGCGCCAGUGGCCAACCGCAUGGCCACGACCGCCGUUGACUGGCACGAGCACUUUUACAACUACAACAGUGGCACGUACAAUAAUCAGUGGAUGGUGGUCAACUUUAACCUCUUCACCCCGGGUGCCGACCUUCCGGAAAACAUCUUUGUGGUCUCUGAGCAGCUCCCGGGCUUUUACAUCGUGGCGGAUCAGACGUCGGUCUUGCAACGCAACUACUGGCCAUCCUACAACGUGCCCUUUUAUCCCGAGACGUACAACAUGUCUGGCUAUCCGGCGGCGGAGGCUUCAAUGGGCACCAAGUACUCGUAUCAACUGGCACCCCGUGCCAAGAUUUUUCGCCGUGACGCGGGCACCAUUCAUUCCAUCGAGGAUUUGCAAACGUUUAUGCGGGAAAAUCACUACGGCACGUCGGAUCCCCUCGCCCCAGCAACGGAUGCUGCCAUUGCGGCCCGGCGCGAUCUUGAUCCAACGGCACCUCGCGCGGAUGGUGCCAUUGAUGCCAAGAUUGUGACGGCGAGCGAUGUGGCCAACCUGAGCGUGCUGGCGAUUGCAGGACCAACACACGAUACCCAACCUGUUUUCUCCUGGACCGGCAAAUGGGCCAACCAGAGCUUGGCGCCGCACUACGGCCACGUGACAACCUUUGACUUUGACUGGCCGUAUUUCUCUCUGCUUCCCCACUCACCCAGUCCAUGCCGUAUUUUUCUCUUUGAGACACAAAGAGAGAGAGAGCGAGCGACGCACGCCUCCGUGCUCUCGCUCUUUGCCACCCUCUGCCCUCGCAUCUGCCACAACCGCGAUGAUGUUCUCGAGCUGGAGGAGGAUCCUGCCGGCACCCAGUUCCAGCCUCGUGCCUCGGGCCAACUCAACGUGACCUCAUUGGAUGAUAUCGAUGCCGGUGAAAGUGCCUUUGUGCGCCCCCUCAUGCAACAAUUCCAAAAGGGUCAGGCCAACUCAACGAUUGCUGCCUCCCUCAAGCUGGUCCGUCAGUGUCUGAGCGUGGCCGAUGAUGCACUCGAGGCUUGCCCUGACGAUCUCAAGGCUGCCAAAGAGGCGGCUGUUGCUGCCACAAAGCGUGCUGAGCAGACCCGCAAGCGUGCUUCCACCGAGACCAAGCUUGCCGGUAACACGGCCAAGGCCUACAAUGAUGAUUUGGACGCCGUCGUGAGCCAGUCCAACAACGAUGCCUUUGAUCAGCGCUAUCACGAGCAACAUGAUCGCGUCGAGGUCAUCUGGAUCAAUGCAACUCUGGCCAAUAUCAUUCGUCUGCGCGAUGCCCUCAAUGACCUGCAGUCUCUCAUCGAUCGCGACCACGAUGCACUCCUCAGUGAUCUGGCCAAUACCUCGGCAGCUGUGACAGACCUGCUGAAGAGCGGCGCCGAUGCUAGUGCCGCCACGCAGCUUCUGCAAUCUACCCAGCGUGCCCGCAGCCAGGUCCAGCAAUGGUCCAAGUCAGUGGCACAGGCCACCAACACGUUUGAGGGCGUCACGGGCGAGGUCUUCACCCAAGUGCCUCAGGUUGACGCUCAAGUCUUGGCUGGCCUCCCCUUUGAGCACUGCGCUUGGGCAGCCAUCUGUGCCGAGCACGCCAAGGCCUAUCUCAAGAGCCACUUGGAGCUCGUGGCAGCUGCAACCGCCCUGCAGUCCGAUGAUGCCACCUUUGAGACGGUCGUGCAGGAGCUCGCCGAGCGCGCUGGAGCCCUGCGCGAUACAGUCCAAAACGCCGUGCUUCAGCAGUCGACUGAGGAGGCAAAGUCCACCAUUGACGCUCUGAUCCAGCAGACCAGUGAACUUGGCCAACAGGCAACGAUGGCAUUCGAAAUCAGCAAGGGCAGCACACCUCAACGCAUGGCCCUCACAACGUGCCACGACGAUGCAGAGCGCAUCCAUGACCAGAUCAGUAGGCUGCUUGUUGUCCACCAACUGGUCGACGGCCGCAGCGAGCAACAAGAGCUCGUGACCCUGAUUGACACACACCGCCAGCACGCCGACACCUUGCGCCACCAGCUCGGCCAGGCUCCCGAUGCUAACGAAGUCGUUGCUACCGGUGAAGCCCUGGUCAAUGCCUACAAGAAUGAGCCCGCCAAGGCAUGUGACGCCGAGUCCAAGGACGAUAUCCGUGCAAACGCCCAGUCGCUUAACGAGGUCGGGCAAGGCCUUGGUGACGUUCGCGUUCUGCUUGCGCUUCUGGAGGAGCUCUCGCUUGAUGCUGCUCCCGUCAGUGCUCUCCUCGAGGCCGCAUCUGCUGCUGCCGUGACCCUCAGCGAAGUUGCUGCCCCAAAUCCUUUUGGUCCAUCCGACCGCCGUUCGGUGACAAUCACCAAGGACAACGGCGGCCUCGGCAUUCAACUUCGAACAAUCCAAGGAUCUCGUGGCGCGCGCAUUGAUCGCUUCCGGGAAGGGUCUGAGGCUGCCAAAUCAGGCGUUCUUCGUGAGCAAGACGCGAUUAUCGAGGUCAACGAUCAACCUGUGCAUAAUUCGGCGCACGAGGAGCUUGUCGAGGCCCUCCGCUCAACCAAUCCAGUCAAGAUCACGGUCGACAAGCACUUCCCCAUGCCUCGUGACGUCCUCCUGCAGCGCGACCCUGAACGCGGCUUUGGUUUUGGCUUUGUGACCCGUGCCGAGGGCGCAAUCAUCACUCAGCUCGUGCCAGGCGGCCCGGCCGAACAGUCGACUCAGAUCCCCACGGGCUCGUGCAUUCUCUACGUGAAUGAUCAGGACGUCCGCAAUAAGCCCCAUGAGGAGACUCUGGCUGAGCUUAAGCGGUAUCCUGGAUAUGCCCGCGUCAUUGUGGGCGUUGAUCGCGACACACAAGUCCCAUCCGAGCUCUUGGCGAUCAGUGCCGCCGAUGUCAUUGCAUCACAAGUUGCACAGGAUUCUCAAGAGACCAACGGCGUGAGCAACAACGCCAACGACCCCAGUGCCUCUCAAGCUCUCGCUUCACAGCUUCCUCCGCCUCCUGCUGAUGACAAUACUCGGGUCGUGGUCUUGUAUCGCUCAAAGGGCACGCUGGGUUUGAAGCUUCGAACUGAAGAGAACGUGCCCGGUGUCUACGUGCUCGAGAUUGUCGAGGGCACGCAGGCCGCUAAGCACGCCGACAUCCGCGUGCACGACUACAUCGUCAAGGUGAACGGCCAGUCCAUGGUUGGUGCUGCCCACGAUGAUGUUACUCAGGCCAUCUUGGGUGCGGAAGACGCCGUGGAGCUGCAUUUGAGCACCGUGAAUCCCAACAACACGGACGCUCUCAGCGAUUCACACGUCGCGACUUCUGCGCCCGUGACGACACCAGCCGUGGCGCCGGUUGAACCCAAAGUGGUGCGCGAGAAUGGCGAAACCACCGUUACCAUGGAGCGUGGUGAGGGCAUGGGCUUUGGUCUGAUGCUUCGUGCACGCGAUCAGCCUGCAGGUGCCGAGGUUGUCAAGGCCGUGGCCAACUCACCGGCUGCAGCAACUGGAGCCUUUGAGGAGGGUCAGGUCGUCCUGGCCAUCGAUGACCAGUCGGUUGAAGAUAUGCAACACGACGACAUUAUUGCCCUGCUCAAGAAGCGACGCCAGGUCACUCUGCGCCUUCGUGAUCCGAUCAUCAAGCCUCUGGAAUACAGCACCACCAACGGCAAUGAGACGGAUGCCAAGGUGCCGCCCGCGGAGAAGGCACUUGAUGCCGAUAAUCUCCGCACGGUCGUUUUGCAUCGCAAGGAAGGCCAGCGUCUUGGCAUGCGUGUGCAGAGCUUUGAUGCCGACGAGACCAAGCCUGCUCAGUCAUGCAUCUUGGACUGUGUCCCCGGUGGUGCUGCGGCGGAGUCUGGCCUUGUGCAGCCGGGUGACGUUAUUGUCUCGAUCGAAGGUGCACAUGCCGAGGGAAAGAGCCAUGAAGACCUCGUUGAGAUGUUGGUGCAAGCACCGAACCCCGUUACCCUGGUCUUGCGCAACGAGCCCUUGCCGCCAAACGCCGGUGUUGAAGAAGAGCAGGCCCCUCAGCCCACAGCCAAUGGCAUCAAGAUCGGCGAGACCCGCGAGGUUGUGAUCGAGCGCAAGGAGGGUCAGCGUCUGGGUAUGCGCAUCAAGAGCAUUCUUGGCCCCGAUGGCGAUUACACUCGCUCGCAAAUUUUGGACUGCGUGGAGGAUGGUGCCGCUGCUGAGUCAGGCAAGGUGUUCCCCGGGGAUGUCAUCGUAUCUGUCGAUGGCCAGUCGGUCGAGACAAAGUCCCACGAGGAUCUCAUCAAAAUGCUAACAGAGGCCAAGAAUCCAGUUACUCUUAUCUUGCGCAACGAAGAGCUGGUUGAGGACGACGCAUCGCAGGCGGCCUCGGAGCAAGCCCACCAACAGACUCAAGCCUCGCCUGUUGCUGCUCCUUCCGCCAAAGUGGCAGCCCCGGCUGAGUCGACCCCUGUUGACGAUAGCUUUAGCAAGCCGCAACAGCAAGAGCUGCACCUUGUGCUGCAGCGCGUUCCCGGCAAGCCUCUGGGCAUGAAGCUCAUUUCCGAUGACACGGAUCCUGAACACGGCGUUCGCGUUCUGCAAGUUUUUGAAGACUCGGCUGCCGCCGAGGCUGGGGUGCAGAGCAACGAUCGCGUGAUUGGUGUCAACGAUCAGUCAACUCAGGGCAAGCUGCACGAGGAAGUCAUUGCAUUGCUUGCAGAUCCUCGGGACCAGGUCGAGCUGGACGUGCUCCGUACCAUCCCUCCCUCUGGCCGUCGUAAGGUGUUGCUGCCUCGCGCCGAGGGCCGAGGAUUCGGCCUUAAGUUGACCACCGAGAAUAACGAUGCUGACACUCAGGUUGCGGAGGUUGUCCCUUCUGGCAUUGCCGCAGACACUGGUCUGAUCAAGGUCGGCGAUGUGGUGCUUGAAAUCAAUGGCUCCAACGUCGCGCGAGCUCCCCAUGCAGACAUUGUCAAGCUCCUGCAAAAGGAGGGCGAUAUUGUCGUGGUGGUUGACGACCCCCCAGCAACCGGUCAAAAGAACAACAACAUCAACGGCACCAACAACACCGCGCCACCCAAUGGCGAAGUGAACACGGUGCCAGUUCUGCUGCGCGCACGCGUGGGAGAUGAGCCUUACGGGUUGGGCUUCGAGCAGGCCGACGGCGUGAUUGUGCAGCGCGUGGACCACAUGGGCAUUGGUGCUCAGUCUGGCCUGCGCGUUGGCGACCGCCUAUACUCGAUCAAUGGCAACAACGUGUAUACUGGUGACCUCAAAGAGGUCCUUGACUACUUCCGUGCUGGCGAGAGCAUGCGCCUGCGUGUUGUACGCAAGGAGGACUACAAGGAGCCCGUCCCAUCGGGCAUGGUUGAGCGACACAUCACAAUUCAUCGCAACGAAUCAGACAAACUGGGUUUGCGUCUUGCCUCGCCCGAGGACACCACAGGGGGUGCUGGUGCAACUGUGGCGGAAGUGCGCACCGACGGUGCGGCUCACAACUCUGGUUUGAAGCCCGGUGACCUCCUGGUCACCGUGAACGACCAUUUUGUGCGCCACUUUGUGCACACUCAAAUUGUCGAGCUGUUCUCGGAUUCAAACACGCUCGAGAUUGAUGUGUGGCGGCCUGAGUACCUUGAGCGCGAGGGUUUCUACCUUCAGAUCUUGGACCGUCGCCCAGGCGUGGGUUUUGGUCUGACCUUGACCGAUGAUGAAUGCGGUUUUGGCACGGCCAUCUCAAAAGUGGCAGAAGAGUCGCCCGCGGCAAACACUCGUAUUGCGGCAGGCGACCACAUUGUGGCCCUCAAUGGCGUGGAUGUCGAGUACGCCUCUCAAGACACGGUGGUGGACAUGAUGCGGGACGCUGAGAGCUGUGCAAUUGUGCUUCGCACCUCAGACACAACGCCUGCAUCAACAGCUGCGGGCCACCUGCGUGCCGUGCAUUUGGAUCGGUCACUUGGCCAGCCGCUUGGCAUCAAGUUGCGCACACAAGACGCUGCCGCGGGUGUCAUCAUCCAGGAAGUCUCACCAGAGGGCCAGGCCUCGACGCGCGGCAUCCAUGCUGGCGAUCGCCUCAUCUUCAUCAACAAGCAUGACACUCGCGAAGCCACCCAUGAUACCGUGGUGAGCCUGUUGGCCAACGCUGAAACAGCCGACCUCGUGCUUCUUCCCGCUACCUAUCGCACCCAAGGCCGCUCCAAGGUGCUGAUUCAUCGUCCAGAGGGUCGUUCGUUUGGUUUCAAACUUCGCACGGGCGAUAACGGACGCGGUGCCGCGGUGUUUGAGAUCGUUCCGCACAGCCCAGCAGCGGCUUCCGGCCUACAGCUGGGAGACCGUAUCAUGGCCAUUAACGGCCAGCCCUGCGUGACCGCCACUCACGAGAACAUCGUUAAGAUCUUGGCCGCCACUGAGGGUGUUCUUGAGCUGGACGUCGAAUCCGGCAGCAGCUAUUUCACAAUCGGCGAGUCGCCGAUGCCUUUGCCUCCGCUGGCGCCCUCUAACUUUGCUGCUCCCAACGUUCGGGAGGUGACGCUUGUGCGUGAUGUCGAGGCUCGCUACGGCCUGCAAGUGUCUGUGGCCGACGACAAGCACGGUGCUCGAAUCUCGGCUAUCGAUUCCAACGGUAUGGCCGCGGGAUCGGGUGCCCUGCACGAAGGCGAUGCCGUGCUUGCCAUCAACGGCCGCAGCAUGCUGCACUGCACCACUGCCGAAAUCCACGAGGCCUUCCGCAUGGAUUCAACGCAGAUCCAGGUCAUCGUGGCCGAUGAUUUCCCGCAAAUGGAAGAGGUGCCUCUCAGCCUGGAGCGCAGCGACGGUGCUACGUGGGGCAUGUCUCUGCGUGCGUUUGAGGAUCGCCCUGGUACUGUCGUCAUGGAUGUGACCAUGGGUGCUCCCGCCGCUCGGGCUGGGGUCCAACCCGAUGACGUCAUCUUCCAGGUUGAUGAAGCGGAUUUGACAGAUCGCAUGCACGCUGAAGUGCUCGAGGCAAUUGCUGCAGCUAAGACGCGCAUGUUCUUGGGCGUUCGUCGUGCCGCGCAGCAGCAAGCUCUCCCGCCCAGGAGGGUUCGAUUCUUGGCCUCUCAACUUGGUGGAGCUCGCGCCCAGCAGCACGAAACAGUCUUUAGCCCGGGUCGCGAAACCGUCUUUGACGUGAAGCGCCCCGAAGAUUCGCAUGUUGCGCCCUUUAGCAACGGCGUCCGCCCCAAGAGCAUUUUGCGCCAAACUCACCUGGUCAAGACCAACCAACAACGCCUCGGAUUUGGCCUGCAGACCAAUGAUCAGGGCACGACUGUGGCGGAUAUUGAUUCGCAGGGUGCGGCGGCCCAAGCUGGCGUGCAACGCCAUGACGCAGUUUUGGCGCUCAACGGUGUUGACUGCACCGACAUUACCGAUGGUGAAUUGGUGGAGGUCCUGACCAAGGGCUCUGCGAUCGACAUGACGACUUACUCGGGCCCCGUGCUCUUUGGCCGUCAGCGAGCCUCGCCCAUGGAUGCCGUCAACCAAGUCCGUGUGUUCCGCCUCCGCCGAGUGGAGAACGGCACCUUUGGCAUGCAGCUGCGUACGCGCCACGCCGACAACAUGACCUUUGUCAGCCAUGUAGACGAAGAUUCGGUAGCCGCUGAGGCGGGUAUCGAGGAGCAUGAUAUGGUGGCCAUGAUCAACGGCAUCAACGUGGAGCAAGACGAUCACGAGUUGGCGCUUAACGCCAUGCGUGAGAACACUACCGUUGUUGUCGUGGUCAUUCGUAACCCGCGUCGCAGUGCCAAGCUGAGCGCACCGGGUGACCUUGGCUUUGGGCUCACGUUGAUGGAAUCCCAACCCGGGAACUUGUCCGUGGUUGUGGACACCGUGCAGGGUUCACCUGCGGCCAAGUGCGGCGAGUUUUAUCCCGAAGACCGCCUGGUUCGCAUUGAUGACUUUGAUGUGCGCAACAUGCCCUAUGCUCAGGUUCUCGGCAUCAUUCGCGCACGAAAUACGGCACGCUUUGAGGUGGAGCCUGCUGGCGCCAUGCGUAGCGUGGCGCAAGAGGAAAGUGCCGUGCAGCCGGCGCCCGUGAGCAAUCAGGUGGCGCAGCCUCAUGCGGAGGCUGAUCAUCAGCAGCGCGUGCGCGACUUGGAAGCACACGCCGAGUUGCUGGAGAAUCAACGCCGAGAGUUGGCCGAGCGGCUCGAAGAGGCCGAGCGUAAGCUGGCCGAAGGGGAUGAAAGCGCGGCUGCCCAACGCGUGGCGCGCAACAGCGUGACGACUGCUACAAACGCGGCUCUACGCCACUUGCUGGACGGCGACAGUGGUUCUUCUGAUAAGGCUUCCGCCGAGGAGCUGGCCGCGAAGGAUGCGGAGCUUGAGGCAGCCACGGCGGCUCGUGAGUCAGCGGAGAGCGAGGUCAAGCGCGUUACUGCUGCCUUGACUGAAACCCAGGCCGAGCUUGCCCAAGUACGCGCAGCCGCAGCGCAGGCAGAGGGCGAGCGCAUUCGCACUCUGGAAGCACAACUCGCCGAGGCCAAAAAGCAUGCCGAGGACAAGGCUGCUGAUGCCAGCAAGGCCGCUGAAACGGCCGAAGCAGAGAAGAAAGCGGCCGAAGCAGAGAAGAAAGCGGCCGCCGAUGAGGCCGAACAGCUGCGCACUCGUGUACAGGCCCUGGAGGCCGCUGCCGCAGCUGAGGCAGCCGCACGGGAGGCGGCCGGCACUGAGGGUGAAAAUGUGCUGGCGCGCGAGCUGGCAGCAAAGGCUGCGCUCGAGAGUGAGAAGGACGCACUUGCCACGGAGAAGGAGCAAGUGGUUGCCGAGCGUGACCAGUUUGCACAGGAGCGUGACCAGGAGCGCGCCCAACGCGAAGCCUUGGAAGCCCGCAUUGCGGAGCUUCAGGCUGCUGCGUCAGCCAGUGAGGCUGCCAGCGAGGAGGCCAGCCAAAACUCGGCUCAGCUGAAGGAGCAACAAGAGGCAGCCAGUGCUGAAGCAGCCAAGCUCAAUGAGGAGCUGAACAAGGUGCGGGGCGAGAAGCAGGCGCUUGAAGCUAAGGUGGCGGAAUUGGAAGCCCAGAUCCCGCCUCUGCCCAGCGUGCCCAGCUCGCCCAGCCCUUCGACUGGUUCUACACGCCCAACCUCGCCGAAGACGCCUCGCUACCGACCUACUCGGGAGGACCCCGUGGACCGCGGCGUGGCAGCCAUCGUUUCGGACCUUGAGCUGAGCCCUGAUCAAGUGCAGCGAGUGGGCGACGGCAAAUACAAGUUUUUCAAGGUUGACAAGAUUGUCAGCAUCCGCUGCGUCGGCCAGCGCGUUGUUGUGCGCAUUGGCGGCGGCUGGCAAGAUUUGAAGGAUUACCUUGCGCAGCACCAAAAGGUUAAUCCGAUCCAGAAGACGAUCUAAGAAUCUGGCGGACGUGGAAUCAAGUGAAGCUUUCUUCUUGUUCAUUCCCUCCUUGGUUCUGUCUCAGUUGAUAGGGUGCUUGCUUACGUUGUUCAGCCUUCAUUCUCCCCCUUUUUGUUUGUUCUCUUGUUUGAUGUGAAGGGCUUUGCUUCUCUUAUCUUGUCACCGUGAUGUGUCAGUCUUGUUCCUGUGCGGCGCGUCCCCCCCCUCUUGCGCGUUUGCCUGCUGAGCACCCCUCGCACACCACCUGUUUCUUAACAUGUAAAUUUAAUCCUGAU
Messenger RNA from Monosiga brevicollis MX1, 18774 nucleotides. RefSeq lists its product as uncharacterized. Gene Ontology annotation, biological process: phospholipid catabolic process. Bases 6611 to 18496 code for a protein of 3961 amino acids. The record is from RefSeq and is a predicted model, not a curated record. Gene Ontology annotation, cellular component: extracellular region. NCBI's taxonomy places the organism in Eukaryota, Choanoflagellata, Craspedida, Salpingoecidae. Gene Ontology annotation, molecular function: microtubule binding; glycerophospholipase activity. The transcript has 62 exons.